ACAACUUGAUAGUUUAUCUGUGUUUCGAUGGAGACGGCACUUCGGUUUUAUCGGAGCCACUGAGAUAACACAAGGAAAAAUGGCGACGCUGGCAGAGGUGCGUUGCAACAAACAGAGAGAGCGUUCCUUUGUAGGAAGACCAAGACAAGUCAGAAGUGGAAUUGCAUUAGCCAGAGUUCAACCAGUAGCCCAUCGAUCUGAAGUACUUCUGGAUGAUCAGAUAAGCCUGGUGGCGCAAACCCAAGAUGAGUUAGAGCAAGCGAUGCUGUCGCUGAACAAUGCACAGAAUGAUGUCGAGCUGGAGCGAUGGAGGUCAGAGGUCACUGACCUCAAGGCUAAGUGUGAAGAGAUGAUUCUCAUACUCACGGUUGUGGCAAAGUUGAAAGCAGAGUUGAUGUACGCUAAGCUGGAAUUGGAGAAGAUAAGCAAGGCGGGUGGAGACAUUCAUGAGGCAAGACGGCGAGUGGUAUGGCUUGAAGACAGGAUGGAGAGUCUGCUUAGCAGAUAUCGUAAGAUGCCCGGGAAGAAACAGCCUAUUACAGAAAACAUAGAAUGCAUAGAUCAACCGAUAUCAACAGAUCUUCAACAUGAUACCAACUCGCUGAGUGAAAAAUCAACACUAGAGAAAACCCCCUCAGAAAUCGAGCGGCCCAUCUCGAUGGCUGAUGGCCGGGGUGACAGCAGGGAGGAAGUGCCUAAACCGGAACGUUCCAUUCUGAAGCAUGGGGCUGCAGAGAGUAGGGGAGGGGGAGAAGGCAGGGUGAUGUCUUCUGGAAGACGGUCGAGUGAACGGAGGUUGUCGUUUGGGCAAGCUACUGUCACUCCAACGGGAUCAAGGGCAGCAAUGGAAGCGGGUCCCAUCGAAUCGGGAAGUGAUGAGGGUGACGAUACAGACGUAGAUGAUGAUGACGACAACAGUGACGAUGACGAUGACAGUGACACUGAAAUAGAUGACAGCGAAGACAUUGAUGAUGACAAUGAGAGAGUGGACAACGCAUUCAUCACGGAGGGCUCCCUCUCAGCCUUGGACUCCCCCGUCCAACUGCUUCCUGUCCCCCGAGACCAAGGAGAACCUGAUGAUGAGGACAUCAAUAGAGAUUUUGCAGCUGAGUAUUGGAUGUCACCUCAUCACAGGUUUGAGUACAGCGAACAGAGAGAAGUGAUUACCAGGGAAAAUCCACUGUCUUAUCAUAACCUGGGAUUAGCCGUCCAGUCAUCGUUCAUUGAACCAGCCCCUCCGGCAAAAGAAGAGCUUCCAUGGCGUCCACGCAGAAAGGGCAGUGAUCUACCCGAUGUCCAUUUGGAAGGUAAAAUUGCCCUAGACAAGCUGUCGGAACGAAUUCACAAGAUCUGGAACAAGAUGGAAGAUGCCACGAGGAAAUCCAUCGACUGCAGCACCAGCCAGAUCAGCGAACAGAAGGGUUCCAUCAUCAGGCAGGUGGAGAGUCGAUUAAGUGAGGACUCAUCCGUUGCUAUGAUGAAGUUUGCCUCUCGUAAGACGAGUAGAGGGUCAGCGCCUCUCAAGGAGCCAGCGCCCAAACCCAAGGCUAAGAAGAACAGCCAGGAAGGAUUGCCCGUCGUGCAGCUACCCAAGGGUCGAAGGACGCGCAUGACGCCCAUGGUAGUGUACCAUCCACGCCCAGUGCCUGAACCAGAGAUGCUCCCACUCACGAGAACUAACCCGUCCAAGAAGUUCCCUCGAAUAUCCAGCGAUUGGAACGAAACAGCUCAAGAUGCAAUGAGCCCAACGUUACGAUUGGUCAACCAGAUGAAUGUUGCCAAGGAAACAAACCUUCUUGUUUACAAGAGCAAAGAUAAGAAACGGAAGAGCCUGACAAUGUCGGCAGCAGCUAGGCAACAGAAAGACGCACCAACCAGGCGAUGGAAGAUGUUUAGUAAUCCGGCAGUCACUGUUGCAGGCAUAGUGGCACACGUCAACACCAUGAGGAAAGGCAGCACGGUCAAACUGGACAAAGAUGGUCUGAAGUGGAAAAGGAUAACAGAAAUUAUGACCAAGCUGACGUCGGAGAGAGUUGAUGAGCGCCGGGAUGCAGCCAGGCAUCUUGGGGCUUUGGACUGCAGUGAUAGAGACAUCUUAGCAGCACUGACCAAAGUGGUUCAGAAUGAUUCUGAUGAUAGGGUCCGAUACGAGUCGGCAAAGUCUCUGGUGACGUUGGGAUUCUGGAGUGACCACUCACUCAAGGUCAUCGUGGAGCAUUUCGAGGAUGGAAACUACCAGGUUCGCUCGGAUCUUGUCAAGACGUUGAUUAACUCCAGGAACAUCAAAUUGGCAAACAAGGCAAGUCCGUUUACCAAGAAGCUGCUUUCACUCUUGAGAGACACCUGUGCGUCCAAGGACUCCGGUGAUCUUGGUUUUGAUUGCGCUGUGUGUCUGGGAUGCCUCGGUGUGGCCGACCCGGGGGCCAAGAAGAAGCUGAAAGGAAGCCUGACCAGCAAGGAUAGCAACGUCAUAUCAAGGUCGUUGGAGAUUUUAGUGCGGCAGAUGAAUGCCCGUGAUCAAGAAGUGACUAAGAUGGUGCUGCAUCAAAUGCAGUACUCCAAGCUAUGGAAGCACAGGGUGUCUUCAGCUAAACUCCUGGUCAUUAUAGGUUGUAAACACAUGAAGACGGACGAAGAGGUGGAAGAAGUAUUCAAUAUUCUAGAAAGGAGACUUUAUGAUGAUCCUAGCAAGGAAGUACGCAAUGAGAUAGCUGCAACAUUAACCGCUCUGGAAUUGAGGGACUUGGCCACUAAUCUGGUAGAGAAGAGGCUGGAAGAUGACGAUGAUGACAACAGAGCCCAUGCAGUCAUAGCUGUGGGCGUCCUCGGCAUGAAGUCAGACAAGAUAAUCAGAGAGCUGUUGGAGAUGUUGGAUCUUGAUCCGUGCGACUACGUCCGCCUGCAGGUCAUUAGGACCUUCGCUGGACUUGGCCUGACUAACAUCAAGAUCAUGAGGGCACUCAAGGAGAGAGAGAGAUCAGAGGGACCUCUGGCAAAAGAAGCUUCCAAGUCUUUGAAGAUUUUGAACGAUUUAAGAUCCUCUCAAGGCUCAAGAAGCAUAACACGCAGCCCAGAUAGGCUGAGAGUCACUUCCAAGUGAAACCAUCCACACAAAGAAAAAAAAACUAGAAAAGAAAAAGCAGCAAAGAACUUCAGCACUGUUGGUUGAAAAUGGAGAGAGUAUGUUCUGCAUGCAGCGGUAAGCAAGGGCCAUGAAUUUGAAUAAAUUUGAAGA
This is a messenger RNA of Asterias rubens (European starfish), 3235 nucleotides long. RefSeq lists its product as uncharacterized. Lineage: Eukaryota; Metazoa; Echinodermata; Asteroidea; Forcipulatida; Asteriidae. Bases 80 to 3100 code for a protein of 1006 amino acids. The record is from RefSeq and is a predicted model, not a curated record. The transcript is spliced from 27 exons.